Molecule: messenger RNA, 1445 nt
Organism: Effrenium voratum
Lineage: Eukaryota; Dinophyceae; Suessiales; Symbiodiniaceae
Source: the annotation of a GenBank genome assembly
AGGGGCUCGACCAUGUAAGCCCCAUUUAUUGCGGUCUCUUCGGAGCCGAAUCGUCUUUGAGACGCGUUUCACCCCCCUUUGCAACGGCAAUGUGCCCGCGAAGCCGAACUCUUGAGCUGUCGAUGGACAGGUCUCGCGCACGAAGCCGAUCCUGCGGAGACGCAAGGCAGGCGACGGAACCUGACCGGACGGAACAUGACCGGACGGAAGUUCCCAUGGUUACUGCACCUUGCAUGACAGCAACGGACAAAGCAACCGGAGUCGCAGAGGCGUCAAAGGUUGAGAUUGACAAGUCGGACGUCAACGCAAACUCUUUGAACGUGGAUCAAUUCCUUCAGCCUCAGUGGUGGAUCCCUGAAGUGGAUGGGGUAUGCGUGGGUGACCAUCGCUUUCUUCAGGUUCUUGGUGAAGGCACCCACGGCCGUGUCUACAAGGUUGCAGAUCAACUUUGUGGAGGUUUCAAUGCCGUGAAGGUCAUCAGGAAAAAUCGCCUGAAGAGCAUGGACGAGGUCUAUGGAAUUGCAGGUGAGUGCAACACUCUGGCCUGGCUCAAGCACCCCAACAUCAUCCAGUUGCGCGGCGCAGUGCACGCCAACCAAAACUUCUAUGUGUUCAUGGAGUUCGCUGGAAACAUCUCGCUGCACAAUGUGCUGCAAACAAGGGAUGAGCAAAUUGGACUUGACCUGAAGAUCGCGCGCCAACUCUUCAAUCAGAUCGCUGACGCAGUGGCAUACUGCCAUUGGCACGGACUUGCACACUGUGUCCCUUAUCACAGACCAAAGCAUUUUUGGAUGCUGAAGAUUGUUUGUAUUUAUGGAUGUGUGUGUUGUGAAUCCAGGUACAACUGAAGGCUGUUUUCGUUUUUUUGCUUUUUGUUUUGCUUCGGCGACUCUUUAUGUUGUUAAGACGGUGAUCAUUUGUUUUAGUUACCGUAUUACUAGUGUUUUCCGGUUUUCGGUCCGAAAACUACGGGCUGAUUCCUAAAGCGCCUGUUGGCGCAGGAUGGUUUUCUUGACGCAGCAACAUGCCCAGGAUCUCAAACCGCAGAAUAUUGUGAUCAACGAGGAUGGAACACCAAAGAUCCUUGUUCUUCGCAUGGGCAAUCUGCCUUUUGAGAGAUGUGUACUAUUGUUUUGGCACGGACUUUGUUUUGGGCUGAACUUGCUGUGCAGUGACCUUGCUGCUCAGGGCAUAGCAGGCCGCAAAGGCAGUGUGAGUUCAGACCUGUGCUUGCCUGCACAUGGACUUGUGCACGCACACACCCACAAGCUACACCGACGCGUGCAACCAUUUACCAAAUGUCAAUCGGCGCAUGAUGUUGGAUGCAGCAAUGUGCUCAGUGAAGACCCGCUUGUGUGCACCUCUUCAGCCACGCGAGGCUUUACAAGUUGAUGUUGAAAUAGCAUGUUCGAAGCACGAGUCUUUUGCUAUUUGAGUACUUGGGC